This is a messenger RNA of Aureobasidium namibiae CBS 147.97, 1968 nucleotides long. Its product is annotated as putative alkaline serine protease AorO. Bases 1 to 1968 code for a protein of 655 amino acids. Gene Ontology annotation, molecular function: tripeptidyl-peptidase activity; serine-type endopeptidase activity. The transcript is spliced from 6 exons. The record is from RefSeq and is a predicted model, not a curated record. NCBI's taxonomy places the organism in Eukaryota, Fungi, Ascomycota, Dothideomycetes, Dothideales, Saccotheciaceae. Gene Ontology annotation, biological process: proteolysis.
AUGUUGUCCUCUCUUCUCACCAGCGUGUUUGUCGCGGCUGCUCUUGCUUCGCCCAUUACACCGUCCUAUGUCGCCCACGAGCGCAGACAGGCACCUCCUCGAGGUUGGCUCAAGGCAGAAAAGGUGCCAAGUGAUUCGAUCCUGCCAAUGCGCAUCGGGCUUGUUCAGUCGAAUCUCGAAAAGGGACAUGAUCUGUUGAUGGAUGUCUCAACACACACCUCCCCCAACUAUGGCAAAUACUACACCGCCGAGCAGGUCAACGAGAUCUUCGCUCCAACCAAAGCCUCUAUUGACUCGGUCAUCGACUGGCUUGCAUCUCACAACGUGAACGGCAUCAGCUUGUCCGCCAACAAGCAAUGGCUGCAAUUCGACGCGCCUGUAGAGAUAGCCGAGAAGCUUUUCAGGACGGAUUACCACGUCUACGAACACGCAAUCAGUGGUGGCAAGAACGUCGCAUGUGAUGAAUACCACGUACCAGAGCACCUGAGCGAGUACAUCGACUACAUUACCCCAGGUAUCAAGCUUUUCUCUCCAGCCAGGAGCGGGCACGCAGUGAACGACAAGAACGCCAUCGAGAAACGUACUUUCGGUGUAACCAAUGGCAAGGCGACAAAGCCACCGCCGCUCCUCAAGGCACUUCCCUUGGCAAUCAGCGAGCUUUUGGGUCUCGCAGAGCUUAGCCUUUGUCAAAUUGCCGCUACCCCGUCUUGCAUCGCAAAACUUUACAACAUCACUCAAGCCACUAGCGCCCAAGCUGGUAACGAGCUCGGUAUCUUCGAGGACCUGGGUGAUGUUUAUUCUCAGACUGACCUGGAUGAGUUCUUCUUGACCUUGGCCCAAUUCAGACAAAUUCCUGUUGGCACUCACCCAAAGCUUGAAGCCGUUGACGGAGCUGUAGCCCCUGUCAGUGUUGCCAAUGCCGGUGCUGAGUCUGACCUUGACUUUCAAAUCUCGUACCCGAUCAUCUACCCACAAAACUCUAUUCUCUUCCAGACCGACGACCCAGUCUAUGAAGCAAACUACACCUACGAAGGCUUCCUGAACAACUUCUUGGACGCUAUCGAUGGCUCUUACUGCAGCUACGACGGUGGUAACUCCCCUCUUGACCCGCCUUACCCGGACCCACAGCCUGGUGGCUACAAGGGUGCUCUCCAGUGUGGUGUUUACAAGCCAACGAAUGUCAUCUCUAUCUCUUACGGUGGACAGGAGGCAGAUCUACCUGCAUCGUACCAGACGCGUCAGUGCCAUGAGUACAUGAAGCUCGGUAUGCAAGGUGUCUCCAUCGUGCUUGCGAGUGGCGAUUCAGGAGUUGCAGGACCAGCAGGCGAUGACAACGCAGACGGCUGCCUUGGGACUGGACAAGUCUUCAGCCCUGACUUCCCAGCAACAUGUCCCUACCUCACCACUGUCGGCGCGACUUAUCUUCCACCAACCGGAAACGUCUUUAAGGACGAAGAGACCGCAGUGACCAGAUUUGGAAGCGGAGGAGGCUUUUCCAACAUUUUCGAAAUUCCGUCCUACCAGGCCGCGGCAGUGUCAAACUACCUCACCAACCACCCACCACCGUACACUUCAUACUCCACUACUAACGAUGCAGACAUUGGUGCCGGUGGCGGCAUCUACAACCGUAAUGGCCGUGGUUAUCCUGAUGUCUCGGCUAUCGGCGACAAUGUUCUGAUAUUCAACAAAGGUGCCCCAACCCUCAUCGGUGGCACCUCUGCAGCUGCACCAGUCUUUGCGGCUAUCUUGACCCGCAUCAACGAGGAGCGUCUCAAAGUUGGCAAGAGCACUGUUGGCUUCGUCAAUCCAACUUUGUACGCCAACCCAAGUGCCUUCCACGACAUUACUACUGGAAACAACCCUGGAUGUAAUACCAAUGGCUUCUCUGCUGCCACAGGCUGGGAUCCUGUGACUGGGCUCGGCACUCCGAACUACCCUGCUUUGCUCAAGGUGUUCAUGGAUAUCUAA